Molecule: messenger RNA, 3754 nt
Organism: Oncorhynchus masou masou (cherry salmon)
Lineage: Eukaryota; Metazoa; Chordata; Actinopteri; Salmoniformes; Salmonidae
Gene: tbpl1
Product: TBP-like 1
Exons: 8
Coding region: 724-1287 (187 amino acids)
Biological process (GO): DNA-templated transcription initiation
Molecular function (GO): DNA binding; general transcription initiation factor activity
Source: RefSeq, a predicted model, not a curated record
CAAACUCUAAACAGGAAGCAGUUAGCCAGAAGGUUAUCGGCUGAACACAGAGGCGAGAGCAAAUAACGUUACAUUUCGCCCGUGAUAAUGGCGUUUGUUUUUUUAUUUUGGUAACAGUUCAGUGACGUAUAUCUCCACUUAAGAAGAAAAUACAGUGUUGGAGAAUCCCAUCAAACGAGCUAACUAAUGUAAAAUUAAAAAAAUAAUAAUAAAAAGCAAGUUGCCCCUGAAGAGCUAACAACGUUAGCCAUUUUCUUUGUUAAUUGGCUGGCUAGCGAGCUGAAACGUGUACCGGGCUACAUGUCAAUUUCCUCUUUGUUUGCAAGCCUGUGUGUCUAACUAACUAUUGAUGUAACUAGGUAACAAGCGAACUAACGUUAACGACCAAUGAGUUACGAGGUGAUUGUGCAGGUCAGGCGUACACAGUAUAUCGUUUUUUCUGACCGGGGUCGUAUGAACAUCCCUGGUCUGUGUGCUGCAAGGAGCAGCUGUUGAGGAGUUCCCGGAUAAAUCCUCAUUAUCAUUGACGUCCAUCUGUGGAACUAAUUGUCUCUAUUUUCUACUUGAGACGAGUCUGAUAGAAGAACAAACAAGAACAUCUACAGACAAACCUGUGUUCGUAUCCAGGCGAUUGUCAUGCACCUGUAAUCCACUUCCUGUCAGCCAGACAGCCGGGCCCAGCCACCCAGACCCAGCCACAGCGCUCCGGUCCAGUGGGUCCCCAUGGAGCCCAGUAAUGAUGUAGCGUUGGAUAUCAUUAUCACCAAUGUGGUGGCUGUAUUCAGGACACGCUGCCACCUCAACCUGCGCACCAUCGCUCUGGAGGGGGUCAACGUAAUCUAUAAACCUGAAUAUGGGAAAGUCCUGAUGAAACUCCGCAAACCCAGGAUCACCGCUUCCAUCUGGUCUUCAGGGAAAAUCAUCUGUACUGGCGCAACCAGCGAGGAUGAGGCUAAGCAGGGAGCCCGGAGGUUAGCCCGCACCCUGCAAAAACUGGGCUUCAAGGUGAGGUUCUCAGAGUUCAAGGUGGUGAAUGUCCUGGCAGUGUGCUCCAUGCCCUUCGCCAUCCGACUCAUCGACUUCACCAAGAACAACCGGCCCAUCGCCAGCUAUGAGCCAGAGCUCCACCCCGCUGCCACCUACAGGAUCAAAACCCUUAAGGCCACCGUCCAGGUCUUCUCUACCGGCAGCCUUACCAUCACAGGACCAAAUGUGCAGGCUGUAGCCACGGCUGUAGAGCACAUCUACCCCAUGCUGUUAGAGUGUCAGAAACCCCUCCGCAAAUAACACACACGGAAAAGCAAGAACGGAAUGGAGAGAGAAAGACAGAGGCUAAAAAGCACCUCAUCCAUUGGAUGCAUUGUAUUAUCCUCAACUUGUCUGCCCCGGCAACAAUCUGGGCCUUUGUCUUGAUUGGCUGGAUUUGUCCAGGAAGUCAGAAAGGCAGCUUCCGUCCUCCUACUGUCCAAUGACCUGUUGUAUUGGUGACAGCUACGCCCUCUGAACUUUGACCCUGGAUGACCUCUACAGGAUGACCUCUACAGUAUGACCUCUAACCUUUCACCUUUAGCAGCCAGCCAGCCAAUGAUGGCUGCUCCAGUGACUGAUUCACACUAGAAGGGGCGGGACUCUCCAAGCCAACCAUGAUUCCUUAUUAUUUUAGAUUUGAUGAUGUCACGGGUUGUGUUCUAGAUGGCAGCCUAUUCCCUACAUAGUACACUACUUUAGACCAUGGUCCUAUUCCCUAUAUAGUGCACUACUAGACCAGAGCCCUAUUCCCUAUAUAGUGCACCACUUUAGACCAGAGCCCUAUUCCCUAUAUAGUGUACUACUUUCAUUGGUCCUGGUCUAAAGUAGUGCACUAUGUAGGGAAUAGUGCCCUGGUCUAAAGUAGUGCACUAUAUAGGGAAUAGGGCUCUGGUCUAAAGUAGUGCACUGUGUAGGGAAUAGGGCUCUGGUCUAAAGUAGUGCACUAUGUAGGGAAUAGGGCCCUGGUCUAAAGUAGUACACUAUAUAGGGAAUAGGGCCCUGGUCUAAAGUAGUGCACUAUAUAGGGAAUAGGACCCUGGUCUAAAGUAGUGCACUAUGUAGGGAAUAGGUUGUCAUUUGGAACACACAAAGGGUUUUAAUGCAUGGGCAGACAGGCCAGUCUUCAACAUGACCUGUCCCACAGAACGCAACAAGGGUUUUAACAGAACAUGACAGACCAUUUACAUUUAAGUCAUUUAGCAGACGCUCUUAUCCAGAGCGACUUACAAAUUGGUGAAUUCACCUUCUGACAUCCAGUGGAACAGCCACUUUACAAUAGUGCAUCUAAAUCAUUUAAGGGGGGGUGAGAAGGAUUACUUUAUCCUAUCCUAGGUAUUCCUUGAAGACCAGUCUUCAACAUGACCUGUCCCACAGAACGCAAGGGUUUUAACAGAACGUAACAGACCAGUCUUCAACAUGACCUGUCCCACAGAACACAAGGGUUUUAACAGAACGUAACAGACCAGUCUUCAACAUGACCUGUCCCACAGAACGCAAGGGUUUUAACAGAACAUGACAGACCAGUCUUCAACCCGACCUGUCCUACAGAACAAGGGUUUUAACAGAACAUGACAGACCAGUCUUCAACAUGACCUGUCCCACAGAACAAGGGUUUUAACAGAACAUGACAGACCAGUCUUCAACAUGACCUGUCCCACAGAACAAGGGUUUUAACAGAACGUAACAGACCAGUCUUCAACCCGACCUGUCCCACAGAACAAGGGUUUUAACAGAACGUAACAGACCAGUCUUCAACAUGACCUGUCCCACAGAACAAGGGUUUUAACAGAACAUGACAGACCAGGUUUCAACCCGACCUGUCCCACAGAACAAGGGUUUUAACAGAACAUGACAGACCAGUCUUCAACAUGACCUGUCCCACAGAACAAGGGUUUUAACAGAACGUAACAGACCAGUCUUCAACCCGACCUGUCCCACAGAACAAGGGUUUUAACAGAACAUGACAGACCAGUCUUCAACCCGACCUGUCCUACAGAACAAGGGUUUUAACAGAACAUGACAGACCAGUCUUCAACCCGACCUGUCCCACAGAACAAGGGUUUUAACAGAACAUGACAGACCAGUCUUCAACCCGACCUGUCCCACAGAACAAGGGUUUUAACAGAACAUGACAGACCAGUCUUCAACCCGACCUGUCCCACAGAACAAGGGUUUUAACAGAACAUGACAGACCAUACAUUUCCAUAAGAAGCUUUGAAAGUCCCAUUUGACCGUGAUGUUGAACAGAGCCUUGUUUUUGGACCCUGUAGUCAUCUGCUCUAUUCAAAUCACUGGGAUUUACAAAAUUCCUGUAACUUUCCACAAAUUCCCCCCAGGUUCUCCGAAAAUCUUGGUCGGACGAUCCCAGAUGACCUGUUUGUUCCAUCCUUUCCUGGGAAAACGUCCUACUGUGAUUUCUUGAAAACCUGUGAAUUCUGGGUUGCCUGUGUUACGCAACCCGACACGUCCCCCUUUAACCACAGAUCAGAUGUUUCCAUCCACCUUGGUAGUCUUUUACUUGAGAUGCGUCUUCUGGAAGAUUCCGUCCGUGAGUGUUGUUCAGGCUGGGGCUUUGAAUACUUGACAGACAGGUGGUGGUUGUUGAUCUGUGGAGAGAAACACCUGCUGGAAUGGGAAAUGCAGGCUUGUCCUAUUCCUGUCCUGAUUGUUGUAUGGUUAGACUUUUUUUUUUGUAUUUUAUAAAUAAAAUAAAAUUUUAAAAGAG